AGUGCUUGUUCCUUUAUCAAUAUAUUCAACGUAUGGCCACCGGCGGCAUAGUCGAAGGCAUCUUUUGGUUAGGAUGCACACACUGGGCUUACAAGCGAUGCACUCUCUCCGGCGACUCCGAUAGCCACUCCUGGCCACUCACAUCCGUCUCCACCUUCUCUCCCAUUCCGCGUAUCGCUCGAGCCAUUCUCUCCGUCUACGAACCCGAUCUCUCUCACCCUCAAUGGCCUCCUUCUGUUCCAUCUCCGGUUUCCAUCUCCAACCUCUCAAAACGCAUCUCCUACUCUCAAACCCACGGACACUGUCCUCCUUAUCUCAUCUACGUCGACACCACCAACCGUGAGAUCGUUGUUGCCAUUCGCGGCCUCCACCUUCUUUCCAACUCCGAUUACUCCCUUCUUCUUGACGACAAGCCUGGUCUCCAGCCUCUUGACUCCGGUUACGUUCACCACGGCCUCUAUAAAGCUGCUGUUUGGCUACUUAGCUAUGAAGCCCCCGUUCUCCGGCGUCUUCUCCGUGAACAUGGCCCUGACUUCAAGCUCGUCCUUGCCGGCCACUCUCUCGGCGCCGGCGUCGCCGCUCUGGCUACGCUGCUCCUCGUUAACCACCUUGACCGCUUUGGUGGCCUCACUCGUAGCCGUGUCCGUUGCUACGCCGUCGCGCCGCCGCGUUGCAUGUCGUUGAAUCUUGCCGUUAAGUAUGCUGACGUCAUCCACUCCGUCAUCCUCCAGGACGAUUUCUUGCCAAGAACAUCAACCCCACUGCAGUAUAUGUUUGGUUCCAUCUUCUGCUUACCUUGCUUAUUAUGCUUUGUGUGCAUGAGAGAUACAUUUACUUCAGAAGAAAAGAAACUGAAAGAUCCCAGAAGGCUCUAUGCUCCAGGAAGGAUGUUUCAUAUUGUAGAUAGAAAAUUUUGCAGAUGUGGGAGGUACCCUCCAGAGGUGAGAACUGCGAUUCCAGUGGAAGGCAGGUUUGAGCACAUUGUUCUUUCAUGCAGUACUACAUCAGACCAUCAAAUUAUUUUGAUAGAAAGAGAAGCACAAAAGGCAUUAGAUAGAAUGAAGGAAGAUGAGGAGGCAAAUUUAGCUCCAAUGCAGCAAAGAAUGAACAGAAACCAAAGUUUUGAAGAAGAACACAAGCAUGCAAUCGAGAAGACAGUGAACUUGAAUGAGCCUCAUGUUGAGGCAUUAACACAAGAGAAUUCCACAAGUGCCAUGGUGAACAAUGCAGUAUCCUCUCAUUGUAAUUCCAAUUCUACUCAGGAGGAAACUGACUGGGAGAAACUAUAUGAGAAACUAUUUGAGUGUGAUGAUCAUGAACUUGAGAUUGAGAAUAACAUUGUUGCAAAGGAGAAUGAGAAUAAUAUUGUUUAA
Messenger RNA from Dioscorea cayenensis subsp. rotundata (Guinea yam), 1373 nucleotides. RefSeq lists its product as uncharacterized. Bases 33 to 1373 code for a protein of 446 amino acids. The transcript is spliced from 5 exons. The record is from RefSeq and is a predicted model, not a curated record. Gene Ontology annotation, biological process: lipid catabolic process. Lineage: Eukaryota; Viridiplantae; Streptophyta; Magnoliopsida; Dioscoreales; Dioscoreaceae.